Molecule: messenger RNA, 2728 nt
Organism: Patella vulgata (common limpet)
Lineage: Eukaryota; Metazoa; Mollusca; Gastropoda; Patellidae
Product: BRCA1-associated ATM activator 1
Exons: 10
Coding region: 19-2286 (755 amino acids)
Biological process (GO): cell population proliferation; positive regulation of protein phosphorylation; DNA damage response
Cellular component (GO): nucleus
Source: RefSeq, a predicted model, not a curated record
AAUCGAAAGUAGUAAAACAUGGGAGAAAUUACCCUGAAGCUUGCAGAAGUUUUUAAAUAUCUUUUACAGAUAGAUAAACAACUCCCGGAUGACACCUGCUUGCAAAGAUUAUUAGACGUCAUUAAAUUGAAUGUACUAGAUAAAGAAUUAAUUUUAGAAGCAUCAGGUUUGAUAGAAUUCCUACAAGAUGUAACUGCUAAAACCAAUGAUAUAGAGUCCACUGUUUUAACUUUCUCGUUAUUGUUGUGUGGUAAUUUAGGAGAAGAUGAAGAUCUUUUUAUCCAAAAUAAAGAUAUUAUAAAUGGUUUAUUACAACAAGUUAAAGACCAUAAUUUAACCACAGAUUCAUCGAUAGGGACAGCUUAUUUUACGUGUUUAUCAAAGAUUGCUCUUCAUAAAAUGGGUGUCAAAUAUUUUUUUGAAAAAUCAGUUAACAUAGAAUUUGCACUUACAGGACUGAAACAUGGUGAAAGUGUUUUUCUACAGACGGCUGCUAAAAAUUUAAUUAAAACAUUAUUAAUUCAUGCACACCAUGAGGACAAAAGUGAAUCUCAUAUUAACAAUUUAUUCAGUCAUUUAAUAACUGAACUACAGAUGGUAAUCACUAAGUCAAACACUAGUGUGAAUAGUAACUAUACUCAGUCCUUGUUGUCCUUGUUUAAUGAAGUGAAUACAACAGAAUAUAUUUGGAAAGCUACAACAGAAAACAACAAAACAAAACUUUUGGAUUCCUACUUCUCCCUCAGUCUUACAGCAUCUGAUAAAGUUACAGACAUGGCACUGGAUAAUUUGAAAUCAAUUUUGACUAGUUUAGAUGAUGCAUACAGAAAUGGCUUUAUGGAAAAAACAGUCUUAAAAGAAUUAAAGACUCAUGUGUCAAUUGAUGUGGUUCGUGUUCACAAAAUAUCCUGUUCUUUAUAUCAAUGGUGUGAAAAUCUAAAAGAUUAUGUUGAACUACCUUUAAGGAUAUUUUCAUCCCAAGAUAAUGAAUUUACCGUAACUGUGAACAAAAAGCUGAAAAUGACUAAACAAAUAUUUACAACAUUGAUUAUACAGUUUAUAUGUGUCCGGACAACAGAAAAUUAUUGGUAUGAUCAGUUAGAUUUCAUGAUGAAAAUAAUGAAUGUUAUUCAAGGGACCUGUGAAGAUGAAGAAUUUCAAUAUCAAAAUUAUAUUAUCAACAAUACUAGAUUAAUGGCAAAAUUAUUACAAUGUUUACAUGAUAGAUUAGAAUUAUAUGGGAGACUAAAGGGAGACUACUCAUGCAGACUUUAUAAUAUAUUGGUGGACACUAUAACACAAAUGCAGAUACCAACCACUGCGUACAAGAAGUGUAUGGAUUGUAUUGUGUUGUUACUGAUGUCGGAUGAAUUAUGUACAUUAGAUAUAAAGAGAUUAGUAUCUAUGUUAGAGAUUAAAUUAUGUGAUUUAAAAUGGGAGAUUAGAGACACAACACUAGAAAUAAUAAAUCAAAUCAUUAUUCCCUUGAAAGUGACCAGUCACAGUCCCUCUAUUAUUACUUUAUGUAAAUCAUCAUGGCAGAGUUUAUCAGAUGGUAAUAGUUAUGUCAGAGCUAGUGUUAUAACUCUUAUUGGAACUCUGAGUACAACAGGUGAUCUGUUUCACAAGUUUUUGGAAUGUACCAACAUAAAAAAGCUUGAUAUUGUAAAUAAACUGGUCACUGUUCUACAGACGGACAGUGAGGCUUUCCCUCGAAGAUCAGCUGUAAAAACACUUCAACUAUUAAAUAAGCAUGGUCUUCUAGAAGAUGAUCUCAAAACCAAAAUACAAGAAGUCAUGAUCAGUUCUAUGAAUGAUUUUGAUUGGGAAGUAAAAAUUCAUAUCUUAGACUUUUGGGAAAGUAUUUUUGUGCUGGGUACAUCAAACAUUGAAACUAAUGGCAGCAUUCAAAAUGGUACUGUGCCACCAUAUGCACUGGAACUACCCAGUUCUUCUCACAAAGCGGGUAACAGUAAGCAGAAAGCCAUAGAAUCUCUCCUAAAUUCCAAAUUUUGUGAAGCAUUAUUAUUAGGUUUUAACGACUAUGAACAAUCGGUUUGUGAAAAAGCUUCAGUCAUCAUCAAAAAAUUUCUAACAAUUGUUCAUGAUGACAUUGAGUUCACGACACAGAAUUCUUUACUAUGGAUAAAGAAAUUAGAAGAUUUAAAUAUGGAGAGUAAGUUAACUACAAGUGAUGAAUAUAACAGAAAUCCUGUAUCUUUAUUAAAUGAUAUAUUAGCUACAGCUGGUGAACAAGAUGAAGACAAUUUUGUUGAUUGUUAUUAAUAAAUGUGUAUAUAUUAAAACUCAUAGAAUAUUUGUUUUAUUUGUGUAUAUUGUUGGGGUUUUAAGCAGUGAAUGUUAAGUUAACUUAAAGCAACCACGUCCAGUCCAGUUUAAACCUACCAUAUCAUAAUGGCCAUCUACAAACUUAAUGAAUUAAACAAACCUUCACAUUUGUCAAAUAUAACAUUUGAAACUCUAAGUGGAUGCUCUUUGAAUCUUCUGAAAUUGAAUUCUUUUAAUCGUUUGAAUGAUGUCAAUCGAGUAAACACGAUAAUAUCGAGCAACAAGGCAUGCACAAACUGAAUAUGAUACUAAUUCAACCAAUCACCAUAUGAAAUAAGUCCCACUCACUAAGCCACCAUGUCUCCCCCAAUCACCAUCACUAAGCCACCAUGUCUCCCCCAAUCACCAUAGUUGAUUCUGUUGGUAAUCCUGAUUUUUA